GGAAAUAUUUAGCGGAUGCACAUUUCCUGUUCCCUAGCAACAAGAGCAGUGUGGAACUGGGGAUGGAAGAAGAAUGAGACAAUUGAAAGAAGAGAGUCCCUGCAGACAGCUCUCCAUCGCAAAAUAAGAUAUUUAAUUAGCUAAUGAGAAGGCGUACGUCCCCUGUAAUUUGUGUCGAGUCGACAUUGUAGGCUGGAUUCAUCCUCUGCUCUAUGGCCUCUUUGGACACCCUUUGGACCUAAACAACCGUUCUCCGUUGUGUAUGAGCAAGAAAGGCAUCUAAUGUAUUACCCUCCUGCAUACACUUUAUAUCCGGCGGGUGUAUUUCGGUCCUCAUCGUCAUGGCGACGCAUGACUUGGCACGGACCGCAGGUUUCCCGUGCAAACAGUGCGGGCUGAUGUGUCCUGACAUGGCCGCGCUCGUCGAGCACACGGACGGUCACCUGGCGCAAGAGGAGGAGCGCAAAUACAAAUGUGACGAAUGCGGACGUGGCUACAGGCAUGCCGGCAGCCUCGCCAAUCACAAAAAGGCUCACGACGUGGGAUCGUUUGAGUGCCACGUGUGCGGCAAAGAGAAUUCCAACGCUUUGGCUUUGAAAAGUCACAUGCGAAGUCACACGGCGCGCAAAAAGUACACGUGUUCGCAAUGCGGCAAGGCUUUCCGCCUGGCAACGCAACUUGCGACGCACGAGCGGGUUCACCGUACCCCGCAAGCAAAGAAGCCGGAGGUGGAGUUGGAAGCCCCGCAUGAAAUCACAGAGAAUCAUUGGAACAACCAGUCGCCUGUGGGGAUUCAAAGUGAAAACCGACCCGCGGACGACAAAAUGGAGGGUUAUCAUCCGGCCUGUGACAUGCCAGACGACGGCCGACCGUUCAAAUGCGACCUGUGUGACAAGACGUACAUUCACCUCCGAAGCUUGAACAACCACAAGAAGACCCAUCAGGUGGGAAUGUUUGAGUGCACCGUGUGUUUCAAACUCUUCAACAACAUGGCGGGGCUCUACAGCCACCAGAGGACCCACAAGGUCAGAAGCGGCGGCGGCGGAGGAGGUAGUAGCUCAGCAUUUGGCUUCUACUCCAACUCCACACUGGAGCGGUUUUCCCCUCAGAGCCCAGACGGCCCUGUCAACUUCUGCCAUUUGUGUCAGGUUGUGUUCCCAAGUGAUGAGGACUUCCAGGAGCACAUCCACAUGCAUAACUCUUCGUCGGCGUCCUUUGGCCUGCAGGACAGCACAGCGGAGAGUCACAGUAUGACGUACAACAGCGUUACCUCGCCUAAAAGUGACUUUUAUACAUCUCACAUCGACCCGAUUCCUUCUUUGGCGUCGGUCAAUCAUCGGCAAGGUUUUGAUCAGACACAGGGAACCACUAGCGCCAAUGGUCACAUGUAUUCCAACUGCUCGGUGAACCAAACGCCAUCUUCAAGCUGCUCUCAGGGACAACCCCCACUCAUGGAUCCCAGAAUUCUCAGUCAGGCUCUGAACCCAUCCGAAAUGGACGACGCUCCCGUUGCCGAUUCCGAUGAGCGUCCCUUCAGGUGUCAGAUUUGUGGCAAGAGCUACCGCCACUCCGGGAGCCUCAUCAACCACAAACGCUCGCAUCAGGUGGGGAUUUACCAGUGCUCCAUCUGCAGGAAGAAGUAUCCUCACCUGGCUGCGCUCAAGAGUCACCUCCGCCUACACAAAGGUCACAAGUCCUCGUUCAACCCCGACGAGGAUGGGGACUGGCUCACCUCGGAGCAGUUUUGUACAGUCAACCAGCAGGGGUUCUUCUCCUCCCGACAGGAUGAGGAGGCGGACGGCGGUGCUCAUCUCACGCUCGGCAUGGAUCAGGAGAACGGCGCCGUCUUCCGCGAUCAUUCGGACUUCACUCCAGACACAAGCGCGCUGCUACCUCACGCCGAGCACUCGAUGCAGAGGCACAUGUGCGCCGACUGCGGGGACACUUUUGCGGACAUUGCCGGUAUCAUGGCGCACACGUGCCACCUGCUUGGACAGCAGCACACGGUUGGGGGCCACGACGCCAACGGGAGCUUUGCGGGGACCGUCCCUCAGUUUGAUGAACCAGAAGAUGUGGAUCAGCAGAAUUUCUUUGAGCGGAGCUUCCAAGAAGAUGUGAGCAGCGAGCAGCUGAACGGCAACGCCGAAGAAGAUGACGGCGAUCUUUUUCAGUGUUCCGUUUGUGGGAACAGCUACAGCAGCAUGCAAGCCCUCAGGAGCCAUCUCCGAGGACACGCGCAGUCCCAAUGCGCCUCUGCCAGCUCGGGACCCUCGUCCAUGUCCUCUCAGGAGGAGGCCGGGGAUGACGAGCCGGCUGAAAUGAUGAUCUGCAGUACCUGCGGAGAAAGCUUUGUCAGCAGGCAGGACUUGGUCGCCCAUCAGCUCGCGCAUGUCAAGCGUCAAGAAGAAGACGGCGUCCGCGACAGCGAGGGACCAGGAGGCGAGCAUGAGACGCAAAGUAUCAUUUGCGGGCGCUGUGGAACCUUCUGCACCGGCUACCAUCAUCUGGAGAGCCACAGCUGCAUCGCAGAGAAGAAAGAAGAAGAAGAAGCAGCAGCAACAGCACACGGCGAGGAAGUGGAAGUCAAAGCAAACGACUUGCAGCACGAAGGCCAGAGUGACGUCAGGGACCACUUGGAGGACCGUCAGCACAGGUGCGACCAGUGCGGCCGCUCGUACAGACACUCCGGUUCCCUCCUCAACCACAAGAAGUCUCACAAAACAGGAGUGUUCAAGUGCGGCGUGUGCCAGAAACGAUUUUACAACUUGUUGGCUCUUAAAAACCACCAGAGGUCCCACUUUGACGUGAAAAGGCAUUCUUGCCCCGAGUGCGGGAAAGCCUUCAAAAUCCAGAAGCAGCUUUUGAUCCACCUCAGGAGGCACAAGGAGAACAGAGCCAAGAUCCAAGAGCUGAACAACCAGAUCCAAGCCCUCAUGCAGAUGAACAAGACUGAAGCUGACGACGCCCGAGGAGCCACGGUCAAAUCAGAGCACGCGGGUGACCGCCGACCCUUUGCCUGCGAGCAGUGCGGGCGUACGUAUCGCCACGCCGGCAGUCUGGUGAACCACAAAAAGUCCCACAAAACCGGUCAGUAUUACUGUUCCCUUUGCAGCAAAGCUUACGCCAAUCAGCUGGCCUUGAAGAAUCACCUACGCACGCAUUUUGCGAGCCGCAAGUAUUCUUGCCAAAAGUGCGGAAAAGGCUUCAGAGGGAAACGCCAGCUGUCGGCUCACGUUUGCGCAGACUCCCGGAAGGGCGGCGGGAGGAGCUUAAGGUCUCGAGCUUCAAAGUGCAAACGGUGUAAACAGACGUUUCCUUCCGGCGAGCAACUGGCGGCCCACGCCUGCGCCGGCUCCCCGGGAAGCGCCGCCGGCACCAAAGAGGAGCGGAUGUUCUCGUGCAACAUUUGCCAGCGCAGCUACCGGCACGCCGGCAGCCUCCUCAACCACAAGAACACGCACAAGACGGGGCACUUCUCCUGCACCUUCUGCGCCAAGCCCUUCACCAACCCCAUGGCGCUGCGCAACCACAUGCGCAUCCACACGCAGAAGAAGAAAUACGUGUGCCUCACGUGCGGGAAGGCCUUCCGCCUCGCCAGCAUCCUGCGCAACCAUCAGAAGGUCCACAGCCGCGCCGGCGGACACUUCAGCUGUUCGGCGUGCGAGAAGAGCUUCCAAGGGAGGUCCGGACUCAAGAGGCACCGCUGCCGCCGAGGUCGGGGAGAGGACGGGAUUCCGCCGGGAGAAAGCCCGGACAAGUGCUUCACAUGCGACCUGUGCGGGCGCUCGUACCGCCACGCCGGCUCCCUCCUCAACCACAAGAAGACUCACUCGGAAAACCUCCACCACUGCGGCCUUUGUCUGCAGACCUUCCCGGACCCCCUGACGCUCCAGAUCCACUCCCAGAUGAGGCGCCACUGCUGCCCGGAAUGCGGCAAGACCUUCUGUCUCAUUGCGCACCUGCAGAGCCACAUGGAGGUGCACUCCAAGGAUCGCUGUCAGGACCCCUACCGAGGCGGCUCGGAUGAGCCCGAGGCCAGCGACCCGAGCUGGCCCGAGCCUUUGUCCCAGCGUCCCGAGAGCGCGGGCGAGCGGGCGGAGAAGAGCCACGUGUGCGAGCACUGCGGCCGCACCUACCGCCACGCCGGCUCCCUCCUCAACCACAAGAACAGCCACAAGACGGGCUCCUUCUCCUGCGGCCGUCCCGAGAGCGCGGGCGAGCGGGCGGAGAAGAGCCACGUGUGCGAGCACUGCGGCCGCACCUACCGCCACGCCGGCUCCCUCCUCAACCACAAGAACAGCCACAAGACGGGCUCCUUCUCCUGCGGCGCUUGCCACAAGGAGUUCUCCAACCUGAUGGCCCUCAAGAACCACCGCCGCAUCCACACGGAGCCCAAGCGCUACCAGUGCUUGGAGUGCGGCAAGGCGUUCCGCGUCUCCACGCAGCUCAUAUGUCACCGCAGGAUCCACAGCAAGGAGAAGCCCUUCGCCUGCCCGGUGUGCGGCAGGAGCUUCUCCAGCAAGUCCAACCUGAGGCACCACGACAAGUUGCACCGCAACCAGCGCGCUGGCGACGACUCCUGCUCGUUCGGCUUGGAUGCUCACCACUUCAUCGAUUUGGACAUGGGCUCUUUCCUCUGA
This is a messenger RNA of Hippocampus comes (tiger tail seahorse), 4640 nucleotides long. RefSeq names its product zinc finger protein 646 (gene znf646). Gene Ontology annotation, molecular function: DNA-binding transcription factor activity, RNA polymerase II-specific; RNA polymerase II transcription regulatory region sequence-specific DNA binding. Gene Ontology annotation, biological process: regulation of transcription by RNA polymerase II. The record is from RefSeq and is a predicted model, not a curated record. Gene Ontology annotation, cellular component: nucleus. Bases 342 to 4640 code for a protein of 1432 amino acids. The transcript is spliced from 5 exons. NCBI's taxonomy places the organism in Eukaryota, Metazoa, Chordata, Actinopteri, Syngnathiformes, Syngnathidae.